AUGUCAAAUGUCGAGGUUACGGCCUCACCUUCCAACGGCGUCAGUGCGCAGGACGUCAUUGAGAAACUCAGUCUGAAACCCAACCCAGAAAAGGGCUUCUUUUGGGAGACCUUUGAAGACUCUGGCACUGUUAAUAAUCGGUCUUACUCUACGGCCAUCUACUAUCUGCUAGAGGGCAAGGUCGGUACGUCGAACUGGCACAGGGUCGUGGACGCCGUCGAGAUAUGGCACUUCUACUGUGGGGCACCUCUUAGGCUCGAACUUUCAUGGAGCAACGGUACUGCGACGCAGCGCCGGAUCCUCGGAAACCACAUUUUUGAAGACCAAUCGCCUCAGGUCGUCAUCGAGAAAGGCCAGUGGCAAAGGGCGGAGAGCCUGGGGGACUGGACACUGGUGGGGACAACGGUUGCGCCAGGCUUCACGGAGAGCGGAUUCGAGAUGCCAGAACCGGGUUGGGAGCCAGAUGAUGAAAAAUAA
This is a messenger RNA of Cucurbitaria berberidis CBS 394.84, 477 nucleotides long. RefSeq names its product cupin family protein. The coding region runs from base 1 to 477 and encodes 158 amino acids. NCBI's taxonomy places the organism in Eukaryota, Fungi, Ascomycota, Dothideomycetes, Pleosporales, Cucurbitariaceae. Gene Ontology annotation, cellular component: intracellular anatomical structure. The transcript has a single exon. The record is from RefSeq and is a predicted model, not a curated record.